Messenger RNA from Telopea speciosissima, 792 nucleotides. RefSeq lists its product as uncharacterized. The record is from RefSeq and is a predicted model, not a curated record. The coding region runs from base 1 to 792 and encodes 263 amino acids. Gene Ontology annotation, molecular function: catalytic activity. NCBI's taxonomy places the organism in Eukaryota, Viridiplantae, Streptophyta, Magnoliopsida, Proteales, Proteaceae. The transcript has a single exon.
AUGAGGGUUCUCAGCUGGAACUAUCAAGAGUUGGGGAGCCCUCGAUCAGUUCGUGCACUGAAACAAAUCUCCAAGUCGGAAAAACCAGACCUAUUCUUUCUCGUAGAAACGAAAGCUCAGGAAACACGGAUACAAGUGCUCCAGUGUCAAUUGGGUUACGCCCACUAUGUGGCUGUCAAUGCGAAUGGAGCACCAGGGGGUCUUGCUAUUCUGUGGAGGGACAAUAUACAGGUAAAGAUCCGGGUAGCUGAUGAUAGGAUUAUCGAUGCCGAGGUUGUUUCUGAUCAGGGUAAUUUUUGGAUCACCUGCGUCUAUGGUGAUCCAGUUAGAAGCAAUAGACAUAUUGUCUGGAACCGUAUCUGCUCUUAUGGGGCUAGCCAUUCUGAUCCAUGGAUGUGCAUCAGAGAUUUCAACUCGUUCCUUGGGUGGCAUGAGAAAGUUGGUGGUGUUCAGAGAGGGAACCAUGACAUUAGUCAAUUUUGGGAUAUGCUCGAUAAAUGUGGGCUUAUGGACCUUGGCUCCAAAGGGCCAGCGUUCACUUGGAACAAUAGGAGAUCAGGGUCUACCAACAUCCGCAUUAAGCUCGAUCGAGCGGUCGCUAAUGCAGUGUGCAGACUGUGUUUUGAUAAUGCUUCAGUGCAAAUAAGGCCUACGUUUAGCUCUGACUACAAUCCAGUGCUUGUGGACACUAUUGGCAAAGUAUAUUAUGGCAUAUGGCCUUUUCGGUUCGAAGCCAUGUGGGCUCAUGAUCCAAGUUGCAAAAGCAUCAUUGCUCAGUCUUGGGGCUCCUAA